Durusdinium trenchii is the source of this 2133-nucleotide messenger RNA. The record is from the annotation of a GenBank genome assembly. NCBI's taxonomy places the organism in Eukaryota, Dinophyceae, Suessiales, Symbiodiniaceae.
GAAAACCAACACCUUGGGGGGUCAACGAUCCACUGAAAAUCAAGAUCAAGACCAGCUCUAGAGGGAUUUAGCCGUUGUUCGCAGCUGAAGUUGAUGCAAGGUGAAACCAAGUACGUAGACUGAUGGCUGCUUCCCAAGUACAUGCAUGAUCAGGGCAUAUCAUGGCUGCAUUGAGCACAAGCACCCCCGAGUUUGGAUAUAGAUACAGAUGAUACAGAUAUGUGUCCGCUGCCGCCACUGUUGCAUCAAGAGUGUGGUUGUUUCCUUCCCCUGAUCCAUCAAGACCCUCAUCCACCGGACACCCAACUCUUGAGCUCCGUCCCAACUCUGGAGCUCCGUCCAUGUCGUUCCGGAGCGUUGCGAUCGUCGCGGUGGCUUCGGUGGGACUCCUCUGGUUGACGUUCCGCGCCAGUGCGCCGUGGGACGGGACGCCGGUGGAGGUUCCACGAAGCGGUGAGCCGGGGUCACCGGGCUCACCGGUGCGGACGGUGGACGGUCCUUCCGGACCUGGACAUCCGGAGCUGAAGCAAAUGGGUGAGGAGCAGGUGGUGCACUCAACGACCCAGACCGUGGAGAUGAGUGGCGAGGUGUUCCACCUAUCACCGAAGAGCCUCCGUGAGAGAGUGGAGCAUCCAUCGCCGAGGGACGAUGCCGGUCCAGAACUCGAUGAUCCCCGAGAGAAGAGGUCGGAUGAGAAGACGUCGGAUGCCAUGAGGCAAUGCGUGCUGGACACCAAGGUCUUUCCUGAGAAAUCGGAAGUGGAUGCCAUUGUCAGAGUGCUCCUGCAGCCCCGCGAUUUGUCGCAAAGAGACGAGCCAAGUGAGACGAGGAUCCCUUUGCCCUUAGUCUUCACGCAAAUCCCAAAGUACGAAGGGGUGAGCAUUGCAGAAGCCUUUCACCAUGCUUGGAGUAGCUUUGGCUGUGGAAAGAUGUUCUUUACCAAGAGCGAUGUUCGAAUCCGCACCGGCCGAAAGACAUGCUUCACACUUUGGGCCGGCUCGGAGGGUGGGAAACACCUCUAUCCCUGGGGCUUCUUCGACUCCAGAACUCGGAGACAGGACGUGCCUGAUCUGGAGCGCUUGAUUGGCCUCCGUGGGUACCUGCCCUUUGGGGCGUGCCGCUUCCUGGCCCCGGGAUGUAGCUACGCCACCGUCUUGUUGGACCCUGUCGCGCGCUAUUUGACUCAUGUGCACUGGGAGUGUACCCAUGGCCAUCCCUUCAAGGAGUGUGAAUCCUUGGCAGAGUACACGCACAAGGCCAUAAGGGGCCAGGUGGGCUUUUAUGGCAUUGACAACUAUCAGACACGGAUGCUCGCCGGCGAUGGCGCGGAGGAUCCAGGUGGUGCACCGUGCUUCGUCCCAGAGAGGUGUCACCAACAGCCGCUCUUCGAGGUCCACGGCCCGCAGCUCCGCCAGGCCAUACACAACCUGGCUUUUCACUAUGCCGUUUGGGGUCUUCUUGAUGAUCUCCGCGCUUUCGCUCAUCAGGUGGCCAAGGUCUAUGGUUACUUCCUGCGCUUGAGCCCGGCCAUUGCGCCGGAGCUGGGGAACUUCUCCAUGGACUUGGUGGAUGCUCAGGUGAGGAAGGAAAUCGAAGAGAUGAAUGGAGCUGACUUGAUCCUCUACCACUUCGUCCGUUGCGUCCUUGCGGCUGGUGGCCCCCGCUUUCAGACGCCCUAAUGGUUCGGAGGAACAGUUCUGGGACACCAAGGGACAGAGGUGAGAUGGAACUGCUAGGUGCCGAAACAGAGUUGAGCCAAGAGGAGUUCCCCGAGCCCGGGACCAGCAGCGCUCAGUCCAUGGCAUGUUAGCAGCCAGAUAUGAUCCGAUGCGGCCCUGGACCAGCAGAUCCCAACUCUUCGGAUGCCGAUGCCACGCCGAUGCCGGGAGGAUGGUGGCAUCGCAACGCCGUGCCGAUCUGCGCUGCGCGGAGGGAAGAGAAGAUCGAUGGGGUCCACCCGAGCGGAGGAUGGAUGCAUGUUGCUGAGAAACAUCGGCCGAAGUGGCAAGUGGUGGAAGGUCUAAUCCUCAGCUUAUGGAAAGGAACACUCCCCUACCAGGCCCUUACCAAAACCAAUGCCAAAUAAUGUGAUUGAAGGACUUUGGAUAUAUACUGUGAUCGUGCACCACUCCC